AGGACGACCAUAUCGGCCACGCUUUUCAGGAAAAAAACGCCCUAUCACGUAGUUCCCGGCGAUCUUCUAUUCUUCGUGAACGACCUCUGAGAGUGAGAUUUGAGCAUAGCUCCAUCCUUCAUCUACUAGCCAACUAAAUUUUAAAAAACACUUCUCCGAAAUCCUGUUUUAUACAUUAGAAAAGAACAAGGCGCAUACUAACGUAAAGGUAGGAGCUCCAAGGGUACAGUAUCGCACGCAUAAUGACCUCCGCCACCUCCCGUCCCCGUUCCAAGUCCCCAACGGCGGAUGUAUCGUAUCCCGGAGAAAAAAGCAGGCAGGGCAGAUUUGUAAUGCAAAAAUAAAUACGCAGAAAAAUCUGGCAUGGGCGGCCACAUAGCAUGUUGUUUCGGUUAUGUAAUACAGAUUUUUUUGCAUAUUUAUUUUUGCAUUACAAAUUUGACCUGGCUGCUUUUUUCUGUGUGAUAUAUCGCUUCACUCGUUCACGCCGGUCGUGCUUCCCAUGGCCCGGGAGAUAAGCGCGUGCGCGUCGAAAAGAGGCCGUCGAAACGGAAAGACCCCGCCCUCUCCAGCUACAACGACUACAAAGAUGAAGCAAACUGACCGGUUCGUCAUUGACAAACCCCACGGCAAGUUGAAUCACAGCUUCACGCCGAUCCGCUCCAUGCAAAAUGGCGAGCGGUACAGAUCGUCAAGCAGGACUUCUUCUACUUCUACAGGGGCUUUCGCUCUCGACGGCAUUGGCGAAGAUCAUGGCACAACAAUUGACAGGAGACUUACAUCAUUCCCUCCACCACAUCACCACGCCGUGGUACAGAAGCUUACACACCAUAAUAAUAGUUCCGGCAAAAACCACGAUUAUCACUUCGAGACCCACUUCCUGCAUCAGUGGAGCGAUUCGGAGCAGCGGCACGUUUGUAAAAGAUACAUGGAGAAACACCAUUGUGAGACCAACGACGCGGGCUACGAACCGAGGAUAACGAAAAACCAGGUGAAGGCCUUUCUGCUGGAUGUGUGCGGAGUCGAAGUUUUGCUGCAGUAUUCCCUGAAAAUUAACCAUCCCCAUCCGAUUUGUCAUGCAAAACAUGUAGCAAGUUCUGUGUCUGUCAUGCAAAAACUGGGUAGGGAAGGUUAAUUUUUUUCCUGGCAUAUGCAGUUACUGGAUGUGACAGGGUUUGGGGUGCGAUUUGGCGGGGGCGACGUUGAGCAGAAGCACAUUCGGGAAGAUCUAGACGAAUUAUUGGAGAAGGUGUUGGCGAACAUGAAAAUUCUUGCGGGUACGGAGUUUGAUUUUCGGACUACGACGUUCAGUGAGAGGGAAUUCUCCUUCGUGUUUCAGGCACUGUGGAAAACGCUGGCUUCGUAAAGAAGCUUGAAAGUGCUUUGAGUUGUAUCGACGUUUUUGAAACGACGAGUGGAAGGGAAUUUCUGAACAAGAUUCUGAGGCAAGGACAAGGAGGAUUCUAUAUAAAUCUAAAUGCGCAUCCGAUAUGAAUCGAAAGUAUCUGACGCGUCUGCACUUCCGAGUUCCGACUCAGGAAAAAAACUGGUAUUUCCCAGGAAUUGUCUCCGAGGAAUUGUCUCUGAGGCUGGUCGUGUUGGUUCCGACGCGUUGGUGCAAAUGCCUCGCAUGUUUCGCGUUUUGUAGCACCGCAAUACUCUAGUAAACAC
Messenger RNA from Amoebophrya sp. A120, 1671 nucleotides. The record is from the annotation of a GenBank genome assembly. NCBI's taxonomy places the organism in Eukaryota, Dinophyceae, Syndiniales, Amoebophryaceae.